AUGAGAAGCAAUUCUCAAUCCCAAACACGUCGAAUUGAGCCUCGAUUUCCUCCAGAAACCUGGAACGUGAAUCAGAGCACUCUCUCAGAUGAAGAACGAACAAAUAAUCAAUGCGAAGGUUGGAAUCAUCGUUUUUCUAAUCUGGUUGGGAAUAAACACCCAUCAAUCUGGCCGACUCGAACAAAAAUGGGAAAAUUCAAAAAACUAAUAUUAAAUGACACGUGUCAAUCCAACCUGAUUCCAGAAUGUAUUCAAUGGGAUAUAUCUUCACCAUACUUUAAGGAAUCCUUAGUUAAUUUUAUCAGAUUAUCUUGCAAAAAUAAACACCCCAAAUGCAUAUGCGAAAAAAGUACGCUGACUAUUUUGAUAGAAAAAUAUCGUAUAAAUAACACAUUCGUUCCUGAUUGUAAAGGUGACGGUUCAUACAGUGAGGUGCAGUGCCAUUUCAAUACCGGUUAUUGUUGGUGCGUCGACACUAACGGCAAUCCUAUGUCAGGCACGGCAACAAUUCAUCAGACUCCCUCUUGCAAUAUUAAGGUCAAGAUGGCGCGAAAUGUUCGUGGAAAUAAACGGAGACGGAAAAGAAAAUGCAACAGCAAGGACAGAGCCGAUUUCAUAAAAGCAGUGGUUAAAUAUUUUAUCAACGAAUUCGAAAAAACUCAUAAAAAUCAAAGUACUCCUCAUGCACAUAUGAAAAGGCGCAAAAAUAAUAGGUAUGGGAAAAAUAAAAAGAACCACAUAAUAACCUGGCAAUUCUAUCAAGUAGACACGGAUGGCGACCAUCAAAUUACCCGUAGAGAAUUGAAAAUCCUUAAAAAAAAGUUGAAACGUGCCAUGAUACCCAAAAAUUGCUUGCGAAUAUUUGACGAAGAUUGCGAUUCAAAUAAGGAUUCUGAAAUAUCUAUUAAAGAAUGGAACGCAUGUCUUAAUCUGUAUCAAAGAAUUUCUUUCCGCUUGUUUCUAUCGCUUAGCACUGAAGAAGAAGAUUUUAACGAAAAUAUAGACUCAAAUCAUAAUAACGAUAUCAUCAACGGACCAUCCUUGUACCACAAACAAAUGAAUUUCGACUCUUUAUCCAAAAAAACUCUGAUGGUGCCAACUAUUCUAAAAACCACUAACGUAAAACCCGACUGUCUAACUGAAAGAUUGAAAGCUUUAAAGGACGAAGAACUUAAUCCCAGAUCUGGAAUAUUUGUUCCCAAUUGUACCAACGGUAAAUACGCUUCGGUACAAUGCCACAAAGGCACUGGAUAUUGUUGGUGCUCUAAUAAGGAUAAUGGUCGACCCAUACCUGGUACAUCGAGAUUGGAUUCAAACAUUAACUGCGAAACUAGAGAAAAACUGAAUGUUAGGCAGAUCAAAGGUUGCUUAAACACUUUAAAACAGCAGUUCCUCGUUAAACUUAUUGACGAAUUAUCAAAGGAAAUGGUAAUGGAAUACACUCGCGACCCUAAAAACUUUAUAUCGUGGCUUAAAGAUGAUCAAUCACUCGAAGAAAAAUCAGUGAGAUGGAAAUAUUUCAAAAUCGAUCAAAACAAAAAUGGAGUACUAGACAAGGCGGAAUGGCCAUUAUUCAGAAAAACCAUUGGAAAGAUCAAAAUAUAUCGUAAAUGUGUCCGUAAUUUUCUUCGUUUUUGCGAUAUCAACUCCGAUAAGCGAAUCACGAUAUCAGAAUGGCUGGAUUGUACUGGUUGUGUCAAAACAUCUUAA
This is a messenger RNA of Gordionus sp. m RMFG-2023, 1710 nucleotides long. Its product is annotated as SPARC-related modular calcium-binding protein 2-like. Gene Ontology annotation, molecular function: calcium ion binding; heparin binding; extracellular matrix binding. Gene Ontology annotation, cellular component: basement membrane. NCBI's taxonomy places the organism in Eukaryota, Metazoa, Nematomorpha, Gordioida, Chordodea, Parachordodidae. The record is from RefSeq and is a predicted model, not a curated record. Gene Ontology annotation, biological process: extracellular matrix organization. The transcript has 11 exons. Bases 1 to 1710 code for a protein of 569 amino acids.